AAGGCUUAGUAUGUGCACAUGUGCACAUUACAGUGAGUAAGGCCUAGUGCUGAACAACAGAUGUUUUUGUGAAAUUUAUUAUGUAACUUAAUAAACCAGCAGGAAUCUGUAUGACACACUCCCAAUUCUCAAACAGAAUACUCUCGUGUUUGUUUAGCCAAAUGUCUAUAUGCUUAGCUCCACAGAGGGACCCAGGCACUUAGCCAACUGGGAUCAUAUUUAAUAGAUGGGAGUUGGUAGUUCUUUUAUUCUGUAAAAGAAGCAAUUCUCCAUGUGUGUGUCCUAGACAUUUCAAAGUGGUGUUGAUUGGGCCCCAAACCAUGGGACAGAAAGCAUCUCAGCCACUGGCCUUGAAUGACAGCAUUUGUGAGGGAUCCAGUGAGGCCAUCAUCCAUGCAGCUCAGAAACUGAAGGAAUAUCUGGGUGUCGAGUAUCCCUUGUGCAGCCUAUGCCCUGCUUUGAGUACACUCAAUGAGAUCUUCUUAAUCUCCUUCAUCACCUUCUGCCAAGAAAGGGGGCUUGGAGAGUGGGUCACCACCACCAAAAUGACCAAGCACCAAGCCUUUCUGUUUGGGACAGACUGGAUUUGGACCUUUUGGGGACCUGAUAAACAAAUAAAGCUUCAGAUUGCAGUACAGACUCUACAAAUGGCGUCCCUUCCUCCCAUAGGACCGAAGCCUUGCAAUUCCUUCAAUCCAGAUGCCCAAGUGCAAGAGUCUUGGAAGAAGAGCAGGUUUGACCAACUGGAAGAGUUUUGUGAUCUGAUUGGAGAGGAUUGCCUGGGCCUGUUCAUCAUCUUUGGUACACCAGGAAAACCCAAAGACAUCCGGGCAGUGGUCCUGGACAGUGUCAGGAACUGGACAGUAAAGAGUCAGCUGCCAGGAAGGAAGGUUGUAGAACAUUUUGUCUUAGAAACCAAUGACUGCCUCUCUAUCAAAGAGCUUCUUGGAAACUGUCUGAGUAAGGAAAAUGGGCUGAGAAAGGUGGGCAAGGUGUAUAUUAGCAUCCUCUGAACUGGGUAUGUGUGUUGGGUGUGGCUGGCCCUUUAUUAAGGGGGAAAGGGCUUUUUAUUCUUUUAAGCAAAAAGUCACCUGUUAAGUGAAGACAGCAUGGGAUUUUUUUCCUUCCUCAAAUGAUGUACCUAGGUGGAAACAGCCUCGUGUCACAAUGAUGGAGAGAAACAAAAGCUGGUUAAUUGAAUUUUAGGGAAAAAAGAAAGUUGAAUCUGCAUGCAUUUGUUCAAUAAUAAGAA
This is a messenger RNA of Dipodomys spectabilis (banner-tailed kangaroo rat), 1252 nucleotides long. It is a transcript of the gene Rep15, whose product is annotated as RAB15 effector protein. NCBI's taxonomy places the organism in Eukaryota, Metazoa, Chordata, Mammalia, Rodentia, Heteromyidae. The coding region runs from base 321 to 1013 and encodes 230 amino acids. Gene Ontology annotation, biological process: receptor recycling. The transcript has a single exon. The record is from RefSeq and is a predicted model, not a curated record.